AGCUCCUCUCCGAGUCUUACUCUGAGGUAAACGUACUCACUGUCAACACGGAGAGCCUCAGAGAACUUGCCGCACACUUUCUCAGCCCGUUCUUCACCUUCUCUCUCUGCGCACUUGAAGGCUUGAGAAUGAUGCGACCGAAAGAUUUACGCCAGGGCUCUGGUACCAAGACCUUCCUGGAUGCCAUGCACGGUGGCAAAGUUCACCUUGCACGCUUUAUCCUGGAUGCCUUGGAUGGACGCAUCAUCAACUCCAAGACAGAGAACAGCCGCACACCACUCAUGUAUGCCGUCUGCCUACAAGACCCUGGAACCAGGGCCAAGUUCACCCGGCUGCUGCUGGAAAAAGGUGCAGAUGUCAACUGCCAGGAUGAGGAUGGUCGCACAGCUCUGAGCCAUGCCUGCGAGGUGGGUUACCUGGACGUCGUCAAGCUCCUGGUGCAGUUCAACGCAGACCCGGACAUCACAGAUGCCUGGGGCAACAGCGCUCUCAUGUACGCUGCCUUUUCUGGACACAGCCAGGUUCUGGAGUUCCUAGUCCGCGCUUUCAAAAGACUGGGACUGAGGCUGGACAGAACCAACAACGCCGGACAUUCCGCAAUUGAGGUGGCCAACUUCUUCGGACAUAACCAGUGCAUCCAGAUUCUGAACUUUCCUUGCAGGAGAGGUGUAAGCACGGAUGAUCCACCUGCUGAUGUGGGUACCAUUGAUGAGGGAGAGUGCCGGCAGCCCAACAAGCUCCCCAGACAUGUUCUGGAGAGAUUCUCCAAGCAGUUGAAUAAUGAUAACCAACUGCCCGGGGUAUUUCAGAGGCAGCUGAAGAUUGGAGACAGCGGCGGGCUGUGGAACCGCUUCAAGUGUCCAAGGAGCCAAUCGCAAGAAGACAACCACCGGCACAGCUGGGCUCUGCCUCCUCAGCCAGAGAAAAGCCGAACUGAGGAGGAUCACAGCGUUCUCUUCACUGCCAAACAACUGCAAAACUGCCAACUAUGGGAGCUAAGAGGGGCUAAAACACUGACCGAGCCAAGCCAGAAAGCGGUCAGCCAAGGAAUCCCCAAGAGAACACCAGAGAGUCUUCCUCUCUGGGGAAAAGCUAAGUCGUUUAACCUGGACCUUGUGAGCAGUAGAAAGCAGUCCUAUCAGGGUGAUGUGUGUGACAUGAGCCUGUCAGCCAGCAAAUUAAAGAGAGCCUCGCUACAGGAUGAGAGAUGCCUGAUAGACAAGACGGAAUGUCAAGGAAACACCUGGGGUCUGACAAACAACGCUGACAAAACUGUUUCUGUGCCAAAACCUCUUUCAAACAGCAAGAGUCUGCCCGCGAGAGCACUCGAGGAGAAUGUCAAAUCACAGAAAGCAGAAGCUAAUGACACAGCCCCGCCGAGCAGGAGAGAGCAGCAGAAAAGGGGGAGCUUGGGGCCGAGUGGCAGAAACAACAAACUACUCUUCGCCAGAGGGGAGAUGGAGUCGGGGAAGAUCCCCGGCCGCACGCCCGGGUUCGUCGGCCUGGGGACCAGACUGAUGCGUCGAUUCACGGCACCGGAGUUCAUGAGGAUGGUGAUAGACUGCUCGUCUGGCUCCUCGAACGGCAGAGGGAGGAUGUCCCGUUCAGAGACCUUCCCGCUCUCUCACACGCACCAGCAGGUCAACAGCCAGCCGAGCGUCGACAGCAUCAGUGGAGUCAAGUGUGAGUUUGAAAGCUGCUCUUCUCAGUCCACCCUCGAUUAGCACCAGGACAGUGUCGAGCGGCAGAAACAGCCGGUAGUGACAUUUUUACAGCACUUAAAUUUCUGAUAAUGCAGUUUGGUUGCUUGGGGAUAUAUUCAAUUGAGACAAAUAACAACCCUUUGCUAAUGUUGCAGUUUAUUAGUUUUUUUUCCUGAUAUUUAUUAAUAAAUGGAACAAGAAAUUUAAAGCUAAAUGUUGGGUUGCAUUCAAUUUUACUAUUCGAUAUAUGAAAUCAUAUUUUGAAUUCUAUCAGUCUGUGAGCUGCUAAAAAUAAUUAUUUUUGUUUUACAUAUAUAAGAUUUAUAUUGGAUGGAACCAACUGUAUUUGAUAUUGCUUCUGUGUUUAUAAGAAAUAUUGUACGUAUUUUGCUUAAAGAUAUUCAGUGACUGUGCUCUGUAUGAUUCAUGCUGAAUACCCUAAUAAAUACUUUAAAACAUA
Hippoglossus stenolepis (Pacific halibut) is the source of this 2163-nucleotide messenger RNA. RefSeq lists its product as uncharacterized. The coding region runs from base 129 to 1724 and encodes 531 amino acids. The record is from RefSeq and is a predicted model, not a curated record. NCBI's taxonomy places the organism in Eukaryota, Metazoa, Chordata, Actinopteri, Pleuronectiformes, Pleuronectidae. The transcript has a single exon. Gene Ontology annotation, molecular function: protein binding.